AUGGCCAAAAACGUAGACCAGGAGCCAAGCUCGGUUUCGGAAUGCCCGGUCUGCUGGAACGCUUACGACAAUGUUUUCCGGACCCCCAAACUCCUGCGGUGUGGCCAUUCCUUCUGCAUUGAGUGCCUGGCCCAUCUCAGCCUCAUCGCUGCCACCCGGAACCAGCUGCCUUGCCCUCUUUGCCGCUGCCUGACCUUGCUGCCGGCCAACCAGCAGGUGACCGAACUGCCCACCAACGUCUCCCUCUUGCACAAGUUGGGCUUGGAACCCAACCACAUCAUCCUGGAAGGGCGGCAACUGUGCCUUAAGGAGCAGCGCAAGGCCAGGUACUUCCUGCGGCAACCCAGGGUCUACACCCUGGACCUGGGCGUGGACCCCGAACUAGGCACCCAGCCUUACUCCGAGAGCCCCCAACUGGCCACCGUGGCCAACACGCCCACCGUUCCUCGGCGCUCCCUUCUCCGAGAAUGCAUCCGGAACCCGCACCUCCGGAUCUUCACCUACUUGAUGGUCAUUAUCUUAAGCGUGACUUUGCUGCUCGUCUUCUCCGUCUUCUGGACAAAAAACUAUUUCCCAGGUUUGGGAUGA
This is a messenger RNA of Notechis scutatus (mainland tiger snake), 588 nucleotides long. It is a transcript of the gene RNF183, whose product is annotated as ring finger protein 183. Gene Ontology annotation, molecular function: ubiquitin protein ligase activity. Lineage: Eukaryota; Metazoa; Chordata; Lepidosauria; Squamata; Elapidae. Gene Ontology annotation, biological process: protein ubiquitination. The record is from RefSeq and is a predicted model, not a curated record.